This is a messenger RNA of Neltuma alba, 321 nucleotides long. Its product is annotated as vegetative cell wall protein gp1-like. The transcript has a single exon. NCBI's taxonomy places the organism in Eukaryota, Viridiplantae, Streptophyta, Magnoliopsida, Fabales, Fabaceae. The record is from RefSeq and is a predicted model, not a curated record. The coding region runs from base 1 to 321 and encodes 106 amino acids.
AUGGUAGCCUCUCUCUGCAACAAUUUCUCCGUUCCCAGCACCUCCUUCGGUUUUGAAGACCUACUUUCUCAUCCACCAUCUCCUCCUCACUAUGAGCCUGCACCACCUAUAUCCACUUCUCCUAUUUCUACUUCACCAUCUAUGCCUUCCACCCCACCUCCUCCUCCUACUCCUGCUACAUUAGCUCUUAUCACAAUCCCUCCAUCUACUCCCUCUAUCACUGUCUCUCCUUUUGCUCAGCUUCCCCCUCUUCCCAUUUCAAUCACCUUGCCUUCCCCACCUUCUGAUGCUGACAAAAAGGAGGAGAAGGAAUCUGUUUAG